GCCGAGUCACCCGGCUUGUCUGGCUGAGUCACGGUCAAGGAGUCGUCCAUCCUGUAUUCUCCUAUGCUGUCAGCAGCCCCUUUCUCCGUGGAUCCCAGAGGUCAUGCCGGUGACAAGUUGUCAGUAGGGAAAGCAGACACAGCUACUGACUGUGAGCAAGAUACAUCGAUAUUGGAGAAUCCGGCCACAUCUUCGGCUUUUAAGAUCCUUGAAGAAUUGUCUUCCUGUGACCGCCCAGUCGCAUCCGCUCUCCCUGCUCACACUGCUGGAGGUGGUACAAGCAUCGUGUCUGCCGAUGUGUUGGAGAGGGGGUGUUAUGUUCAGCAAUUGCCAGUGGUGGAUCAUGAGGUCAAAAAGACCCCUGUGAGUCAGCAGUACCCAGGGCAAGGAAGACCAGUUGACGUGGCAAGGAGGUGGACAAGUGACAACAGUCUGAGGCAGAAACGGGGAAGGGAACCGUAUGGGAGCUUCAGAGAAAACUCUGAUAACAAAGAGAACAGAAAUAUUGAUGAUGAUGGUGGUGACCGUGAUGCAGUUGGGGAUUUUGUGAUACGGUCUCCAAAACGGGUUUGCUCCCCACUACAGGAGGCAUCCUCAGGCACAUGCCGUCGCAUUAAGGAUGUGGAUCAUGACCCGAUAUCCAGUGCUGGGACUGCUGCAGGUAAGUUUUUCCAAGCCUCAGCCAAUGCAGUUGAGAAGGCAGACAAACUCCCGAAAGUUGUUCGGGGUGGCGAAUGCUCUGUGAAUGAUUCGGGUGUUUCCAUCCAUCCCCUGCAGCCAGAAUGUGGAGAUAACAUAUGGAAAGGGCAGGCACAGAACCUGAAUGCUGGCUCACAUCAAGGCCACAGCAGUGACACCCAACAUGGUGGCCACCUCAUUGGCGAAGAGCAGGGAGGAAGUCCUGUGGGUGACACCAGACAUGUUGGCCAAUGCAUUGGGCAGCAGCAGGGAGGAAGCCUUGCAUAUGGCAUGGCCCUCGCCCAGAGCGAUGGCUCAAAUCAUGGCAAGAGGUGUGUUCAAGAUAUCCCUGCAGGUGUCAAAAGAGUUGAGGCUAGUAGAGCAGAUGGGGAUGGUGGUGUGGACCUUUCUAACAACAUCAAAGGCGGAAUGUAUGAACGUGUGCAAUGUUGGGAACAGCUACAAACUGCACCUCAUGGGAAGAACACUAUUGUGGAAGAUAGCAUUGCUAGACACAUUAGACAUUCUGGCCAAGUGUUCAGCAAAGCAGAGGGUAAAGGAAAGGAGCAAUGCACGCUUGGUGGUAGCAAUGAUCUGGAUGGAUUUGGAACAGACGUGGUAUCAUCGACAAGAGGUGGCAGGAACUCUGCUCGUUAUAGCUAUGGACCAGGGUCACGAGUACUAUGGUGUGAUCCAGAACCUGUCAUGUCAGAGCGGAAGCAAAGACUCCUAACUGGUGGGGAUGAGCAGGGUGGUGGGUUUACCUCAAGGGCGAAUGGGCUAAGAGUUGAUCAGGGGAAGGCUUGCAGCGAGAAGGCUAGAUAUCAAUAUAGGCUGGCUGAAGAGAAAAUCCCAUCGUAUUCUGCAGAACUGAGAGACAAAUCAUCGGAUCUAUGGAGCUGUGACAAGAAUGCUGUCCCUCAGCAUCGCCUCCAACUCAGCGUUCCAGAUAAUGAUGUGGUGCUCAUUCCAUCCAAGGUUAGUGCUUCUAAUAAGCUGGCAUUUGAAAGGGGCGAGACAACUGUUCUCCCUCGUGGUGGGGAUGGAACUUGCAUUUCAGGCAUGUAUGGAACAAGCUGUCUUGGAUCUCAGUCUGGAAAUUGGCAUAAAAUAGUUUCACCUUUGGAGGGCAAGCCGAAAGAUGAAGCGACUCAUUGUGAUUGCCUGGAUGCCAGCAAGGCUAAGCCUGACUCACAGGAUGGACGAGGAGGGAUGGCUUCUAUCAAUCAUAACAGUAAGUUAGCCGCUGAAAGGUCCAGUGAAAAUGAUGGCAGAAAUACGGGGAGGUCUUUCUCGAUGAAUCGAACUGGAUGGAGCUUUCAGACAGCAAGUGGGAAGACUUUAACACCUUCUGUGAAAGGAAUGAAGCGAGCAUUGACCCUCCUUGGUGACCUUGUGUUGGAUGGUGGCACAUCUAUUCAAGGUGCAAGGAUAGAGGAAGAAUCAACACUUAUGGUUCGACCGGUAUCUGGAAAUAUGAACGAGGAUGGUUGUCAAGAGAUCUCUCCCAUGGCAGAGGAGCCCAACUUCUCCAAUGAUGCCUCUAUCGUAGUUCUCACUAAUCAAGCUCAAAGGCCCUCUCUGAUGACAAAGAGGCAUAAAGUAGUGCCCGUUUGCACUGAAGCAAAACAGGGAGAGGAAGCUCUUUCUGCAGAUAAUAAGCUUUCUGCGGAGGCUUAUGCAGAUGGCAGUGUGCACGGAGCUCUUUCUGCAGGCUGUAAUGUAAAUGGCCACUUGAAUGUAGACCAACCCGCGGAAGGAGCGUGUGCUCAGGUGGGCUUUAUAAGAGCUAGCGGGUGCGGCAUGCCUCCUGUAUCCAAAAGCUUAAAACGGAGAGUGGAAGCUCUUUUUGCAGACAAUGAUGUAAAUGGCAAUGUGGAUGAAGGGAAUUUGCAAGAAGUUAAUGCUGCAGAGUUAGGCUUUAUGAUAGGCAGUGGAAGCAAACCAGUGCCCCCAUCUGCAGAAUCAAUGCGGAAAGUGAAAACUCUUUUUGCACAGUGUGAUGUAGAGGAGACUUUGGACAGCAGGGAGCUCCUGCAAGGGGCCAUUCGAGAGCUUGGCUCUAUGGCAGCGAAAGGAGACAUGGUUGCACCUGCUUGUGAAGAAUCCAGGUGUAGAGUGGCAGCCCCUUUUGCAGAUUCCACUGCCGAUCAUGAUGUGUGCAGAAUGCAGUUCCAACGGGAGUGUGCCGAAGAGGUGGGUUUUGUGACACCAGAAGGACACAAAGUUGUUUGCCCAUCUGCAGGAUCAAAGAAGGAAGAGGAAGCUCCUUCGGCAGACUGCAACGUAUAUGGCAUUGGAGGUGAAGGUAAUCCCUUCGACAGAGCUCUUCCCGAGCUGAGUUCUGUGACACCAACUGGGUGUAAAGCCGCACCAACUCGUAAAGAAUCAAGGGGAAGAGUGGAAGUUCGUUUUUCAGAUCAUGAUUUCAAUGGUCAGGCGCAAGAACGACCAUUUGAAGAAGGGAGUGCUGCUGGGAAGGGCCCUGUGACAUCAAGCAGAUGUGAAGUCGUGGCCCAAACAGCAGAAUCAGAGUGCAUCAAUGCUCUUUCUGCAGGCAGGAAGGCUGAUGGCACGUUGUGUGAAGGGAAGCCCCUGGACGGAGCUCUUCCAGAAGUAAGCUUCCUGACACAAAGUGGAUGGAAAAUAGCACCUGGGCAGAGAGUGGAGGCUGCUGCGGAGCACUUCGUUGUGGCAAGUGGACAUGAUGUGCUGCCACCAUGCCCAGUAUCAAAGCAAACGGCGGCAAGUGGGCAGAAAGCCGCACCAGUUUGUCAGCAAGCGGAGCAGAGAGUGGAAGCUCCUUUUGCAGAUUGCAGUGUUCGUGAUUCUUUACGGCGAGGGCAGUCACGAGAAGAAACUGUUGCUGAGGUGGGCUUUAUGACAGCCAGUGGGCACAAAAUAGUUCCCCCAUGUGCAGAAUCAAUGUGGAAAGCAGAAGCUCUUUUUGCAGACCAUAAUGUAGAUAGUGCUGCACAUGAUGGGAAUCGCACGCAGGGAGCUCUCUCGGAGGUAGGGUUUAUGGCAGCAAAUUGGUGCACCGUUGCACCGUUUUGCCACGACCCGGACCAGAGAGCUGGAGUUCUUUUUGCAUAUUGUACCGUGAAGGAUUCUGUAAAAGAAGGGCAAUUGCAGGAAGAGAGUGCGGCUGUGGCAGGCUUUGAUACAUCAGAAGGACGGAAAUUAGCACAUCCAUCUGCACAAUCAAAGCGGAAAGCAGAGGCUCUUUUUACAGACUGUACUACAGAUAGUGUUGUCCGUGAGGAGAAACCCCUACAGGGAGCCCUCUCCGGUGUAGGGACUGUGGCAGCCAUUGGGAGCGAAGUUGCACCGGGUUUCCAGGAAUCACAGCAGAGAGUUGGGGUUCUUUUCGCAGAUCGUACUAUGAAUGGUCGUGUACAAGAAGGGUUGUUUCACAAAGAGAGCACUGCUGCGGCGGUUUUUGUGACUGCAAGUGGGUGCAAAGUAGUACCCCCAUCUGCCGAAUCAAAGCGGAAAGCAGAAUCUGUUUUGGCAGACUAUAAUGUAGAUGGUGCUGUGUGCGAAGGGAAGCCCCUGCAAGGAGCUCUGUCAGAAAUAGGAUUCAUGACAGCAAGUGGCCGCAAAGUUGCACCAGUUUGCCAGGAAUCAAAGCAGAGAGUGGAAGCUUUUUUGGCAGAUUGCUUUGUGAAUGAUGAUGUGCAGAAAAAGAGUGCUGCGGCCGUGGCCUUUGUGACAGCGAGUGGGUGUAAAGUAGCACCUACAUCUGCAGAAUCAAGUGGGAAAACAGAAGCCCUUCUUGCAGACUGUAAUGCGUAUGGUGGUGUACAUGAAGGGAAGCCCGGGGAAACAGCUCUCUCAGAAUUUGGGUUUUUGACAGCAAGUGGACACAAGGUUGCACCGGUUUGUGAGGAAUCAAGGCGGAGAGCAGAAGCUCUUUUGGCGGACUGCAGUAUGAAUGUUCAUGUACAAGAAAGGCAGGUGCAGGAAGGGAGCGCUGCUGUCGUGGGCUUUGUGACUGCAAGUAAUCGCAAAGUAGCACCCCCGUCUGCAGAGUCAGAGCGGAAAGCAGAAGCUCUCUUGGAAGACUACAAUGUAGAUGGGGCUGUUUGCAAAGGGAAGCCCCUGCAAGGAGCUCUAUCAGAAGUAGGGUUCAUGACGGCUAGUGGCCAUAAAGUUGCACCUCUUUGCGAGGAAUCAAAGCGCAGAGCCGAAGCUCUUUUGGCAGAUUACUUUGUGAAUGAUGAUGUGCAGAAAAGGCAAGUGCAGGAAAAGAGUGCUGCUGCCGUGGGCUUUGUGACAGCAAGUGGGUGUGAAGCAGCACCCCCAUCUGCAGAAUCAAGUGGGGAAGCAGAAGCCCUUCUUGCAGACUGUAAUGUAGACGGUGGUGUACAUGAAGGGAAGCCCUGGGAAAGUGCUCUCUCAGAACUGGGGUUUGUGACAGCAAGUGGACGCAAGGUUGCUCCGGUGCAUGAGGAAUCAAGGCGGAGAGCAGAAGCUCUUUUAGCAGACUGCAGUAUGAAUGUUCAUGGACAAGAAAGGCAGUUGCAGGAAGGGAGCGCUGUGGUUGUGGGCUUUGUGACUGCAAGUAAUCGCAAAGUAGCACCCCCAUCUGCAGAGUCAGAGCGGAAAGCUGAAGCUCUUUUGGCAGACUAUAAUGUAGAUGGGCCUGUUUGCAAAGGGAAGCCCCUGCAAGGAGCUCUCUCAGAACUAGGGUUCAUGACAGCAAGUGGGUGCAAAGUCGCACCAGUUUCCCUGGAAUCAAAGCAGAGAGCGGAAGCUCUUUUGGCAGAUUGCUUUGUGAAUGAUGAUGUGCAGAAAAGGCAAGUGCAGGAAAAGAGUGCUGCGGCCGUGGGCUUUGUGACAGCAAGUGGGUGUAAAGUAGCACCUACAUCUGCAGAAUCAAGUGGGAAAACAGAAGCCCUUCUUGCAGACUGUAAUGUGUAUGGUGGUGUACAUGAAGGGAAGCCCGGGGAAACAGCUCUCUCAGAACUUGGGUUUUUGACAGCAAGUGGACACAAGGUUGCACCGGUUUGUGAGGAAUCAAGGCGAAGAGCAGAAGCUCUUUUAGCGGACUGCGGUAUGAAUGUUCAUGUACAAGAAAGGCAGUUGCAGGAAGGAAGCGCUGCUGUCGUGGGUUUUGUGACUGCAAGUAAUCGCAAAGUAGCACCCCCAUCCGCAGAGUCAGAGUGGAAAGCAGAAGCUUUCUUGGAAGACUACAAUGUAGAUGGGGCUGUUUGCAAAGGGAAGCCCUUGCAAGAAGCUCUAUCAGAAGUAGGGUUCAUGACGGCUAGUGGCCACAAAGUUGCACCUCUUUGCGAGGAAUCAAAGCGCAGAGCGGAAUCUCUUUUGGCAGAUUGCGUUGUGAAUGAUGAUGUGCAGAAAAGGCAAGUGCAGGAAAAGAGUGCUGCUGCCGUGGGCUUUGUGACAGCGAGUGGGUGUGAAGCAGCACCCCCAUCUGCAGAAUCAAGUGGGGAAGCAGAAGCCCUUCUUGCAGACUGUARUGCAGACGGUGGUGUACAUGAAGGGAAGCCCUGGGAAAGUGCUCUCUCAGAACUGGGGUUUGUGACAGCAAGUGGACGCAAGGUUGCUCCGGUGCAUGAGGAAUCAAGGCGGAGAGCAGAAGCUCUUUUGGCAGACUGCAGUAUGAAUGUUCAUGUACAAGAAAGGCAGUUGCAGGAAGGGAGCACUGCGGUCGUGGGCUUUGUGACUGCAAGUAAUCGCAAAGUAGCACCCCCAUCUGCAGAGUCAGAGCGGAAAGCAGAGGCUCUUUUGGCAGACUAUAAUGUAGAUAGGCCUGUUUGCAAAGGGAAGCCCCUGCAAGGAGCUCUCUCAGAACUAGGGUGCAAAGUUGCAGCAGUUUCCCAGGAAUCAAAGCAGAGAGCGGAAGCUCUUUUGGAAGAUUGCUUUGUGAAUGAUCAUUUACAAGAAAGGCAGUUGCAGGAAAAGAGUGCUGCGGUCAUGGGCUUUGUGACAGCGAGUGGCUUCAAAGUAGCAUACCCAUCUGCAGAAUCAAGGGGGAAAGCAGCCGCCCUCCUGGCAGACUGUAAUGUAGAUGGUGCUGUACAUAAAGGGAAGCCCGGGGAAACAGCUCUAUCAGAAGUAGGGUUUGUGACAGCAAGUGGGCGCAAAGUUGCAGCGGUUUGUGAGGAGUCGAGGCUGAGAGCAGAAGCUCUUUUGGCAGAUUGCAGUAGGAAUGUUCAUGUACAAGAAAGGCAGUUGCAGGAAGAGAGCGCUGUUGUCAUGGGCUUUGUGACAGGAAGUGGACCGAAAGUAGCCCUCCCAUCUGCAGAAUCAAAGUGGAAAACAGAAGCCCUUCUUGCAGACUGUCAUGUAGAUAGUGCUGUUCGUGAAGGGAAGCCCCUGCAAGGAGUUCGCACAGAGGUAGGGUUCAUGACAGCAAGUGGGCGCAAAGUAGCACCAGUUUGCCAGGAAUCAAAGCGGAGAGCGGAAGCUCUUUUGGCAGAUUGCACUGUGAACUGUCAUGUACAAGAAAGGCAGUUGCAGGAAAAGAGUGCCGCUGCUGUGGGCUUUGUGACAGCAAGUGCGUGCAAAGUAGCACCCCCAUCUGCAGAAUCAAGGGGGAAAGCAGAAGCUCUUCUCGCAGAGUGUAAUGUCGAUGGUUCUGUACAUGAAUGCAAGCCUUGGGAAAGAGCUCUCUCAGAAGUAGGGUUUGUGACAGCGAGUGGGCGCAAAGUUGCACCAGUUCAUGAGGAUUCAAGGCGGAGAGCAGAAGCUCUUUUCAAAGAUUGUACUAUGGCUGAUAUUUUACAGCAAGCCCAGGUGCAGGAAGACAACGCUUCUCUGGUGGGCUUUGUGACCGCGGGUGGGCGCAAAAUAGCACCUGUAUCCGCAGACUCAAAGCGGAGAGCAGAAGCUCUUCUUGCAGACUGUAAUGUAGAUGGUGCUGUUCGUGAAGGGAAGCCCUUGCAACGAGCUCUCUUGGAAGAAGGGUUCGCCACAGGUAUUGGGCGCAAAGUUGUACCAUUCGUCCGGGAAUCACAGCAGAGAGUGGAAGCUCUUUUUGCAGAUCGUACAGGAGAUGAUCAUGUACAACAAGGACGAUUGCUCGAGGGAAGCAUUGCCGUGGUGGGCUUCGUGACAGAGAGUGGCCACAAAGUAGCAGCCCCAUCUGCAGAAUCAGAGCAACAAGGGCACUUGCAAAACGAGAGCUCAGUUGAGGCUGGAUUCGUGACAGCAAGCGGACGCAAAGUAGUGGCCCCAUCUGCAGAAUCACGGCGGAAAGUUGAAGCUCUUUUUGCAGAUUGUAGUAUAUACGGCAAGGUAGGUGAGGAGAAGCCCUGUGAAGGUUCUGAAGUAGGGUUUAUGACAGCAAGAGGGUGUAAAGUAGCACCGGCUUGUGAAAAAUCAAACCGGAGGGCGGGAACUCUUUUUGUGGAUUGCAAUUUGAACGAUCAUGUACGAGAAGGGCAUUUGCAAGAAGAGAGCUCAGUUGAGGUGGGAUUUGUGACAGCAAGUGGAAGCAAAGUAGUGGCACCAUCUGCAGAAUCGAAGCGUAAAGUAGAAGCUCUUUUUGCGGAUUGUGAUGUACAUGGAACUGUAGGUGAAGGGAAGCCCCGUGAUGGAGCUGUUCCAGAACUAGGGUUUAUGACAGCAAGUGGGCGCAAAGUAGCACCGGCUUGUCAAGAAUCAAAGCAGAGAGCAGAAGCUCUUUUGGAAGAUUGUGAGUGUGUACAGCAUGGGGAGAUGCAGGCUGUGUGCUCUGCUGACUUGGGAUUUGUAACAGCAAGUGGACGCAAAGUAGUGCCACCAUCUACUGAAUCGAAACGGAAAGCAGAAGCUCUUUUUGUAGAUUCUCAUGUAAAUGGCACUGUAGGUGAAGGGCAGCCCUGCAAAGGAGCUGUUUUGGAUGUAGGGUUUAUGACAGCCAGUGGGCGCAAAGUAGCACCGGCUUGUCAGGAAUCAAAGCAGAGAGUGGAAGCUCAUUUUGCAGUUUGCACUGUAAAUGAGCAUGUACAGCAUGGGCAAUUGCAGGUGAAGAGCUCUCCUGACAUGGGAUUUGUAACAGGAGGUGGGUCCAUAGUCGUUCCACUGUCUAAUGAAUCGGAGCGGAAGGCAGAAGCUCUUUUUCCAGAGUGCGAUGUAGAUAAUGUACAUAAUAUUCUACUUAAAAGGGCGUCCCUCGAAGGAGCUGAUUCAGAAGUAGGGCUUGUGACAUCACAUGGGUGCAACGUAAUGCCAAUGUCUGCGGAUUCGAGGAGGAAAGGGGAAGCUCUUUUUGCAGAUUGUAAUAAUGCCAAUCAUAGGGUAUGUGAAGGGCAGAGGAGAGAAGAGAGCACAGCUGAGGUAGGCUUCAUGACGGGAAGUGGCCGAAAGCUAGUUGCCACUGAGGAGUCCAAACGGAAAGCACAAGCUCUUUUUGCAGACUGCUAUAUGGAUGGUAACAUGGGUGGGGAUGACAAGAGCAUAAGACGGCGAGUUGAUCGAGAGACUGUCAACAAUGCGUUGAUUGAGGCUCCUUCUGAAGGUCAGGACGCAGAAGCAGUUUGUGACGGUGGGUGCAUGCGCGGUUCGUCAGCAGAUGUACUGCCCAAAACUGGCGCAUUGACGAAGCUGUAUUCGAUGGAGAGAGAGACAGUAACAAAUAUUGAUGCGCACGUGGACUCUCGUGAUCCUGGACAAGAGGACAGGAAGUUAACUGUUGCAGAUUCUAGUAAUGGAAUACAGUUGUUAUUGAGAACACCGGCUCCUGUCAUCAGAGCUGCUGUUUCUCCAAUUGAUGGUACAGCAGAUGCUACUCCUCAAUCAAGAGUAACCUUGAAUACUACGAACUCAGGACUUGGGAAGCAAUCAGACUGGCGAUCUGUGGCUAGUGUUGGCCGUGAUAGCAAUGCAAGUGGCGGCACAGAAGGAAAUGUGAGUGGAGGGCUUUCGGGAACAAAUGUUAGUGGCAAAUCAUCCGGAAGAAAUUCAGCACCAUUUAAGAGGCCUAGGCGGUUGAGGUAAGCAUGAGAAGCUAUAUAUGUGUUGAAAUCCCCUUGCGAAACUCGUGGGAAUGUGAAAAGCGGGUGAGAAAAGUAGUUAAAUUUAAGCUUUUCUUUUUUCAUAUUUUAUUUUGUGAUCUCUGUGAUCACUGGGAUGUCAAUUUCAUCAGAUUGACACCAUACUUGCCAUCCGCCUGACCAGUGCACCAAGAACUGGUCUGGCAAAGAAAAAAGGAGUAAGAAGAGUGAAAAAUGAAGAACACUACAACCU
This is a messenger RNA of Chara braunii, 9873 nucleotides long. The record is from the annotation of a GenBank genome assembly. NCBI's taxonomy places the organism in Eukaryota, Viridiplantae, Streptophyta, Charophyceae, Charales, Characeae.